This is a messenger RNA of Chlorocebus sabaeus (green monkey), 1530 nucleotides long. It is a transcript of the gene ZC3HAV1L, whose product is annotated as ZC3HAV1 like. NCBI's taxonomy places the organism in Eukaryota, Metazoa, Chordata, Mammalia, Primates, Cercopithecidae. The record is from RefSeq and is a predicted model, not a curated record.
AAUCGUGGACGUGACUGGGAGGAGCCUGCCCGCCCCGACUCUCUCUCGGCGCCGCGCGCACAGGGGCCGCCCAGCGACCAUGGCGGAGCCCACGGUGUGCUCCUUUCUCACCAAGGUGCUGUGCGCCCACGGCGGCCGCAUGUUCCUGCGGGACCUGCGCGGCCACGUGGAGCUGUCGGAGGCCAGGCUCCGGGACGUGCUGCAGCGCGCCGGGCCCGAGCGUUUCCUGCUGCAGGAGGUGGAGACCCAGGAGGGCCUCGGGGACGCGGAGGCCGAGGCGGCGGCCGGCGCGGUGGGCGGUGGCGGCACCUCCGCCUGGAGGGUUGUGGCCGUGUCCUCUGUGCGCCUCUGCGCCCGCUACCAGCGCGGCGAGUGCCAGGCCUGCGACCAGCUGCACUUCUGCCGCCGGCACAUGCUGGGCAAGUGCCCCAACCGGGACUGCUGGUCUACCUGUACCCUUUCCCAUGAUAUCCACACACCUGUCAACAUGCAGGUGCUGAAAAACCAUGGACUUUUUGGUCUCAAUGAAGCCCAGCUUCGGAUCCUGCUUUUGCAGAAUGACCCUUGUCUUUUACCAGAGGUCUGUUUGCUCUACAACAAAGGGGAAGCCCUCUAUGGCUACUGCAACCUGAAGGAUAAAUGCAACAAGUUUCACGUGUGCAAAUCCUUUGUCAAGGGAGAGUGCAAACUCCAGACCUGCAAACGGUCCCAUCAGCUUAUCCAUGCUGCAUCCUUGAAGCUGCUGCAGGACCAAGGACUGAAUAUUCCAAGUGUUGUUAAUUUUCAGAUAAUCUCCACCUACAAGCAUAUGAAGCUGCACAAGAUGCUUGAAAAUACAGAGAAUUCAUCGCCUUCUACUGAGCAUUCACAAGGCCUUGAGAAGCAAGGAGUGCACGCGGCUGGAGCUGCGGAAGCCGGUCCUCUGGCUUCUGUCCCUGCUCAGUCGGCUAAGAAGCCCUGCCCAGGUAAACCUUAAAGGGGGUCAGUGAACUAAGAAGAAGCUUGUCCAGCUUGGAAGAUCUGAAAACAAGCCUUCUGUUUAGCUUUAAUUUGUCACCAUUCAUUCAUUUAAUGAUAGAUUUGUAAUGGUCAUAAUAACAUCUACCUCACAGUGUGUUGUGAGAAGUAAAGAAGAUGGAAAAGGAGAAAAUGUCCUUUUGGAAGAAUACAGUUGGGCAUGGGUGGUUGGGGAUGGGGUUGGAUGUUGAGCAGGCAAAGAGGCUAAAAUUGAGUGCAGAUGGGGCCAGUCCAGGGCAAGUGCUGAAGAUUGCAGCUUCUACCUGCAGUUCCUAGGUGCUUUCCUCAGGCUGGGUGGAUGGAGCUCUACUGACUUUUGUGGUCUACCAUAGUUUUUCUGUCAGUUUAUAUUGUGGCAAUCAUACAGUACUUUGCACACUUUUUUUUUUUUUACUUAAUAUUGUUUCAUAAGCAUCUUUCUAUAUUUGUUCACAUCAUACAUAAUCAUGUUUUUGCACAGAUACAUUAAUAUCUCAUAGUUUAUUUAACUACUUGCCUUUUUCUAACAAUUUU